AUGCCCCUUCCCGCCGGUUUGAUCGCUUUCCUGCUUGUGGCUCAACUAUCCAUAACUGAUGCCGGCCGGUCCCUCUCCAUGAAUGGUCAAUGGGUUGGAGGCGCCAUUAGUUCCUCUGCAGAUGUAUAUUCCUCUACUGAUGUGAUAAUAACCGAGUUUUCAACAGCAACAUCUUCGUCGUCGUUUGAGUCAUCGUCCCAAGUCGCUCCUUGGCUGCUUCCUGAUGAACUGCGUCCCGAGAUUGCGUAUCUCGACGCGGAGACGGGAGUUUACAAGUACGAAGAUCUCUUUUACGACAGCGACGUGCUGGUUGCGUGGAAUGGCGUUAUGGAAACGGAUUUGCCGAGCGGCGCAUUGUGGUUCACGGGCGGGUGCAGGUUGCUACAGCCAGUGCCACUAAGCGAUGACGACACGGACGGCGUCACCACCGCAAAUGCCGGCCCCGCUGCCGCCGUUCAGUUUGACGGUGUAUCCUGUCACGGGAAGAAGAACCUCCUGCCCUCUACUACGGGAGGUAGCUUCCCUUCGGGCGCCUUCACCGCGAUCUGGAUCGGCUAUGUCGAUUCCCCGGGAUCUCUUUCCUCCGAAACCAGCCGUACACCAUUCGCCUUCGAGACUGCACUGUACGACAUUAACGGCGGCGUGGUUCCGCCGCCGCCUUACAAGCAGUGGACGAUGGAGGUGGUCAGUCGACAGUCUGCGACAUCCAGUGUUGCGAGUGCCGUACACGAAAUGUCGUACUACCGGUACGGACCGCGGUCCGGUGAGCUAAGUGUAUGGCGGUUUGACUCUGCUUUGCAUGACCCGUUUUCGGGGACGUUGGCUGUCGGUGUAGAUGUUGAUGAGGAGCAAGAUCUGUUUUCUGGGAAAUUGAGUGUCGUACUGUUGUACAAUAGGGCUCUUGAAGAGUCCGAAGUACAUGACCUGGCGACGUUUUACAGCUCACGCUUUGGCUGGCAGCUGCCCCUAUAG
Messenger RNA from Volvox carteri f. nagariensis, 972 nucleotides. RefSeq lists its product as uncharacterized. NCBI's taxonomy places the organism in Eukaryota, Viridiplantae, Chlorophyta, Chlorophyceae, Chlamydomonadales, Volvocaceae. Bases 1 to 972 code for a protein of 323 amino acids. The record is from RefSeq and is a predicted model, not a curated record. The transcript is spliced from 3 exons.